This is a messenger RNA of Pygocentrus nattereri (red-bellied piranha), 3662 nucleotides long. It is a transcript of the gene tmem175, whose product is annotated as transmembrane protein 175. The transcript is spliced from 10 exons. Gene Ontology annotation, molecular function: proton channel activity; potassium ion leak channel activity. The coding region runs from base 229 to 1791 and encodes 520 amino acids. The record is from RefSeq and is a predicted model, not a curated record. Gene Ontology annotation, cellular component: lysosome; endosome. NCBI's taxonomy places the organism in Eukaryota, Metazoa, Chordata, Actinopteri, Characiformes, Serrasalmidae.
ACUUCCUUUGGGCUCCUCUCUGUGCUUCCCUGCGCCAGGCUCUGUUUAUCGGGAUACUGACCUCGGGAGAUGUGUUAAAUCUGCCGGACACUGAGAAAACCAGCAAGCGUGCAGGGAUCUUGCAGAAUGCAGCCGUUUAUCUCACUGGCGACCAGCUAGUAGUUUAUUCUCUGUUUGUUCUGCGCUGCUCGUCUGGCCGUGUGUGUGAGACCCUCCGCCGCCGCCGUGAUGGGAGAACACGAUGAAAGCGAAAUCAUCGAGCACCACGACGACGAAGAGAUGGAGAAGAGAAACAGGUUCAGGAAGGACUCCAACUCCCUGCUGGAGAGUCUGACUCCGUCCGAGAGAGACGGACAGAGGAGCACCCAGCCCUCUCACCGCCUCUUAGCCUACAGCGACGCUCUCAUCUCCAUCAUAGCCACCGUCAUGAUAUUACCUGUUGCCCACACGAAAUUCCAAAACACUGAGGAACUGAAGGACAGCAUUCAGCUGCUCCUCACCACUAAGAUUGCAGUAUACUUGAUGACAUUUUUAAUAGUCACUGUUGCUUGGGCAGCCCACAUAAGGCUGUUUCAGGUCAUUGAGCGCAUCGAUGACACUCUUGCACUUCUUAAUCUGGCUUGCAUGAUGCUGAUAACAUUUCUGCCUUACACAUUUUCUCUGAUGGCGACAUUCCCAAAUAACGUUCUUGGCAUUGUGUUUUUCUGUGCCUGUGUCAUUGUAAUUGGCCUCAUUCAGGCAGUUAUUGUCAUUUAUGGAUUUAGCCGUCCUUUCCUCCUGAACGAGCACAUUCAGAUGUCAGAGAACCGGGCCUACUACAGACGCCACAUCCUUGAAAUUAUAACGAAGGUUCCUUUAAUGUGCUUCUUUGCCAGCAUCUUUUCUUUCAUCUUUUUUCAACUGUCUUAUGUCCUGCUGGCCAUCGUCAUAUUCAUGCCCUAUAUUUCUCAGUGUUUGAAAUGGAUUCGGAACAAAGCCAUCGGUGGUCCAUCAGACGACACUCCAGACGCCAUGCUGUUUUAUACCUAUCACCCGAAUGAACCACUGAGCAAAGAGCGAGUAGAGGCUUUCAGUGACGGUGUAUACGCCAUUGUAGCAACCCUUCUCAUCUUAGACAUAUGUGAGGACAACGUGCCAGACCCUUCCCUUGUGCAGAAGGAGUUCGGCGGCAGCCUCUUCGCAGCUCUUCAAGAGUAUGGCCACGAGUACCUGGCCUAUUUUGGCUCCUUCGCCACUGUGGGUCUGCUGUGGUUUGUCCACCACUCACUCUUCCUGCAUGUGACCCGGGCCACUCGUCUAAUGGGCCUCUUCAACACCUUUUCCCUAGCCUUCAUAGGUGGUCUACCGCUGGCCUACCAGCUGACCCACGAGUUCCCCAGUGGCUCCCGCAAUGAGCUGGAGGCCAUCCAAAUCAGCUGCGUCAUUAUUUUCUUUGCAGGCCUCUUCCAGCUGGCCUUGUGGGUCACUGCGCUCUUCUCAGAGCACGAGACUCUGCACCCGUACGUGCAUUACGGAGGCCGGGAGCACGCCUUCAUGUUCGCCAAACUCUCUCUCUAUCCCUGUGUAGCUUUAGGGACUUUCUUCUUCACCUGCAUCCUCAGCCGCUUCAGUGCACCCAUCUUUCACUUGAUGCAGAUUGCUGUCCCCUUUGCUUUCCUGCUGCUCAGGCUGCUGGUGCGGGUGACGCUGGCUGUGCUUAGGUGGCUCUUCUGUCCCGCUAGACCCGACAUUGGAAACACGCCAGUGGAAGAGGGCGACUCACGUCUGCCCUUUAAUGACAUUGUCACCUAGCAGGAGAUGGUCAGUGCUGGGUUAAGUCCAGCAGGUUCUGGGCCUAUAUUCACAAAAAAAUCUCUGAAGUCCUCUACAAAUGCUUGUAAUUUCAUGUAAUGUGAUUUUUUUGCUGUUCAGUGAGUUUGGAGGAAUGUAGAUAACGUUAUCAUGGACAAAGUCAGCACUGAAUGGCUGUGUUAGGACUUUGGAAUAAGGAGGUCAUUGCCUUCUUUAGUAAAAAGACAAGUGGAACUACAAAAAACUAAAGUUGUGAACUGAAAAACCCGUUUAUCUAAGUCAGAGCAGACAGCAUGCCAUGGGGAGUUUCAUCAGUAAUUGGACUGAAAAGUGUUUAACAUACACUGAGCUAAGAAAACCCUGUAACCCAACCCAAAAGCAGAAAUUGUCAUGAAAUUUGCAGUAUUUGAUUAAAUUUAGCCUAAACAGUAAAAUCAAAUCUGCUAAAGCCUGUCCAUCAAGCCUUUUAUCCAUCAGUUAGAUUGGUGAGAUAUUUGAUUGUUACUUUAGUUUUUUUUUUGGUAAAAUCUUAUCGAAUGAAUUUGAUUUCUUCAAAAUUCUCAGAAUAUUAGUCACUGCGUUAAGAAAUUUUGUGAAUACAGACACGAAUGUUGGACAGCGAUUUUUUUUGGCUUUCAUAGGAUGUGAGGACAUAAGAAUAAUUCAGACUGUUAAACCUAUAACCUAUCCUUAUCCUUAAUAAUUCCUAACUUUCCAUACAGGUUAGUUCCAUAAAAACACAUGAAUCAGCUUAUUGAGAGUAUUUCUGUCCUCUACUGUUCUAUGAAAAAAUUCAAACUUUAAAUUAAGCAAAUUACCCUCUGCUUUACAGUAUGAGCUGAUGAUCAAACUUCUGUAUUUUUCCCUUUCACAGACAUUGUAGAUCAUGAUUUGGACUGGGCAAAAAUAAUCAUAGGCCAGAUUCUUAGAGGUUUGAAAUGCGCUUAUUUAAAUCUAAUAAUCUAUUGUUCAUCUACCCAUUUAAAGCAGUUUUAACAAUGCUUUUAGCAUAAUUUGUAAUAUGCUUAUAAUCUCUUUUCCCUAGAUGUGCAAACUCUGAGCCAUAGACUUAAAGUGAUGCUUCUGAAACUAUGAUGGUUAGUUAUUUCUUUAGAUAAGAUUCCUCACACUCCCUCUCAAAAACAUAAUCAGAAAAUGGGCAACAUGCUACGAUUCACGAUGUCUUGAAGCUCCACUGACAUUGAAGAGCACAUGAAAUACAAAAUGAACAUGAGAAUUCCUAAUAGACACCUGUCCUUUUUAUAAAAUAGACAUUUGCACUUCAUUUGAUAUGAUACUUAAAUCUAUCAAGCACCUUAGAUGUUUCAGUGAAGAACUCAUUGCACUUUACCUAAGAUCCUAAAUUCAGGUUCGAUUUUUGUUCAUUCUUUAGAAGUAAACAUAAGCCAUCAUGAUACGCAUGUUUUUAUAUUGUCUGUAUAUUGUCAUAUCAAUGUCUGUAAUUGUGUCAUGCUUCAGAAGGGCGGAAUGUUAGAUGUUAGGAGUUUGGAAUAAGGAAGCCGACGCCUUCCUUUGUAAACACAGGUGGUUGUACAAAAUCCGAGCUCUGUGGGUUAUGACUGCUGUGUAUUUGUAAGAGUGCGAUUACUGUACCUGCCACAAGAAGAUGCUGUUGUAUAUCUGUUACACAUCUAAUUAGCGUUGUUCAGUCACCUUUCCUGACUUUUUGCAGCACUGUUUUAUGUUACUUGGUGCUUCAGCAUGUUUCCUUUUCCGUCUAAAAGAGACAUCUGAAUGUCACAAGUGAAAUAAUAUCACUGUCAAUUUAACAUAUACAGCUAAAAACACAGCACAUCAGUUUAUUCUCUGAAUAAUAAAGUUGCAAACUGCUGCUUGAUGGAGUCAGCUUA